AUGUCUUACAACAAGCCAGAGAAGGGCGAGUUCGGGGAAGGUCCCAAGAUCCACCGCAUCCGCAUCACCCUCACCUCCCGCAAGGUCCAGGCUCUCGAGAAGGUCACCUCCGACCUCAUCGAGCGUGCCAAGUCCAAGCAGCUCCGCGUCAAGGGCCCCGUCCGUCUCCCUACCCGCGUCCUCAAGGUCACCACCCGUAAGACCCCCUGUGGUGAGGGUUCCAAGACCUGGGAUUGCUUCGAGAUGAGAAUCCACAAGCGUUUGAUCGAUCUUAACGCCCCUACCGAGGUUGUCAAGCAGAUCAUCAUCAACAUUGAGGCCGGUGUCGAGGUUGAGGUCACUAUCGCUGCCUAA
Molecule: messenger RNA, 354 nt
Organism: Morchella importuna
Lineage: Eukaryota; Fungi; Ascomycota; Pezizomycetes; Pezizales; Morchellaceae
Exons: 3
Coding region: 1-354 (117 amino acids)
Biological process (GO): translation
Cellular component (GO): ribosome; cytosolic small ribosomal subunit
Molecular function (GO): structural constituent of ribosome
Source: RefSeq, a predicted model, not a curated record